This is a messenger RNA of Daktulosphaira vitifoliae (grape phylloxera), 681 nucleotides long. RefSeq names its product craniofacial development protein 2-like. The record is from RefSeq and is a predicted model, not a curated record. The transcript has a single exon. The coding region runs from base 1 to 681 and encodes 226 amino acids. Lineage: Eukaryota; Metazoa; Arthropoda; Insecta; Hemiptera; Phylloxeridae.
AUGACUACGAGUGCGAUUAAAUUAUUAUCCGGAGUAAGUUCCUCAUUCGGAUCUCCGGGAGGAACGGUUGCAUAUAGAAGUACUGAUGUUUGUUGUAGGAUUAAGAAGCAGGAGAAAGUAAGAAUUGGAUCAUGGAAUGUAAGAACAAUAUACCAGGCAGGAAAAAUACGCAAUGUCAUUAAAGAAAUGGAUAGGAUGAACAUUUCAAUCCUCGGUAUCAGCGAAAUGAGAUGGCCAGAUUCAGGCAACAUAAAUAUAGAAAACCACAAAGUACUUUACUCAGGUUCAACAACUAGAACACAUGAAUAUGGAGUAGGUAUCAUCCUGGCAGAUAAAAUAGCUAAAUCAAUAAAGAACUUCAUACCCAUCUCUUCAAGAGUUAUACUCGUACAGCUAUUAGCUACUCCAGUAGAUGUUAACAUCAUUCAGGUGUACGCUCCAACGGCAGACAAGGAGAAGAAUGAGAUAGAAGAAUUCUAUCAAAGCAUUAAUGAAGUUUUGAAUAAAUUGAAAAAACAAGACUUAACAAUCGUUAUAGGGAAUUUUAAUGCAAAAUUGGGAGCAGGAAAGAGAUUGGUGAGCGUUGGACCAUUUGGCCUAACGGGUCCAGACAUAUUAUUAGAUGAGGUGAAAUCAGCUAUUAAACAACUUAAAGAAGGCAAAGCAUCUGAUCAGUCCUGA